AUGAAGAGUGGCUAUGUGGACGUGCUGUUCGCUAAUGUCACGCACUACGGGGAAAAGGUGCGACACUACGUGGAGCACUGCAGUUUUGACAUGGUCGGCUUAGCAGAGCAUCACUUGCUCCCAAAGGCCGCCAAGCAGGAGAUCAAGAAACUGAGAUUCAAGGGGUGGCAAUCCCAGUUCUCGUGGACGCCUGCGACACCAUCGAUGCGGAGUAAGUCUGGUACUCAAGGGGGGACGCGCUGGCUUGCCAGAGCAGGUCACGUCACGGCAGCACACUUGCCCGAUGGCACGGGGCACAGUGUAUUUCAGAAAGAACUGCGCGACAUCUCGAUCAUCCUCUGGCGUUUGAAAGGGGCGACGCUGGCUUUGAUCUCGGUGUAUCUUGAUUGCAGUGUGGGACUAGACGGACCAGCGAACGUCGCCAAGAUGGUACAGCUGACACGAGUGGUGAAGUCCCUAGGAGUGCCAUGGGUAGCACUCGGAGAUUGGAACAACACACCGACGCAGAUGCAGCAGUCACCAUGGUUGAAGGCUCUGAGGGGAGAGUUGCUGAUACCAAGCGAUUGUACCGUCACAUGUUCCACAGGCAAAGGCAGACUCAUUGAUUACGGGAUAGCCUCGCGAGACUUUCGCCCGUUUGUGAAAGAAUUCAAGCCUGUGAGGGAAGUUCCAUGGAGCCCACACGUGGGCCUCCACCUGCGCCUGCACUCGCGACCCGCCUCGGUCAAGGUGCAGAUGCCGAUCCAGCCAGUGAAGAUCGAGAUCGCCACCACCACGGCCCACAAAGAGAAAGGACUCAAGCGAGCCCAACGUGAUCGUGAGAAGUAUCAGAAGAUGGUGGCAGCAGCAGCAGAGCGCGACGAGAAUGCAGCGACACCAGGAGACCUGCAUCAUGAUGAGUAUGCGCACCUCCUGGAGACGACGUAUGCCACGGAGCAGAAAGAGGCAACCAGCGAUGAGCAGUGGUUUCAGGCGCUGGCAGACACCCGAGGACGAGCGGUGCAAGACCCAGUUGAUGAUGUGGCAGACUCCUGGGCGUAUCGGCUGGACCCUGAGGGCUCCAACAAGCUGGCCUACCACUUUGGCGAAUGGUCAGUAGCAGCGGAGCAGUCACUGUGCAUCAUGACGGAUGCCAAGCCAAAAGAUAAGGUGCGAAGAGGAUGCAAUCCCAAGUUCACGCUGCGCAAGGUCACCAUUCAAGAGAAGACAGACCCCUUCUUGGACGCGGCCCUCAGGGAAAAGGCGAAUCUGUGGGAGGCCUUGGCUGCCAGACUGAGGGAGUCGGCAAUACUGAAGGCGCGGCAGAAGAAGGAUGAAGACUUGAAGCUGGUUGAGAGCGUCAUGCGCUCGCUCAGUCAGCGCAUCGAGCUCAUCGACCAGGCCAAGGGCGGCAAUCAGGACACCGACAGGGACAUGGAGGAGGACAGCAGGGUGCUGCUCAACUUGACGCAGUAUCUAGCAGGUCAGCCUUGUCAGUCACUGCGGGGCCCGCCGGCCCCAAAGCCGUCAAAAAAGCAGCGGAAGGCCGGAGAGAGCGGCACCCAGAAGGAGGCGACGGCGGAGCUGAUCGCCCCACCAGUGGCCACCAGCAGCAUGGACUGCGAGGACGACCCCUUCGUGCAGAUGGAUGCGGAGGCGGACGAGCCCAACCUUCAGCAGCUGCAGCUGGAGGAGGAGGCUGCUGAAGAAGAGGGGGGAGCAGCCCCAACUGGCCCGCUCUACGGGGUUGGGGACACGAGGGACCUCGAUGGCGGGAAGCUCGACACCUACGGCUCCACCGACUGGGGGCACAUCGUCCCAACUGGCCCGCUCUACGGGGUUGGGACCACGAGCGACGAGGGAAGCAAGCAGUUCGACACCCUCGACGCCGUCUACUGGGAGUACGCCGCCCCAACUGGCCCGCUCUACGGGGUUGGGGCCAAGAGCGACAGGGAAUGCGAGCAGUUCUACUUUGAU
Prorocentrum cordatum is the source of this 1956-nucleotide messenger RNA. NCBI's taxonomy places the organism in Eukaryota, Dinophyceae, Prorocentrales, Prorocentraceae. The record is from the annotation of a GenBank genome assembly.